Equus caballus (horse) is the source of this 678-nucleotide messenger RNA. RefSeq lists its product as uncharacterized. The record is from RefSeq and is a predicted model, not a curated record. Lineage: Eukaryota; Metazoa; Chordata; Mammalia; Perissodactyla; Equidae.
CCCGAUGCUCAGUGGAAGGAACCGGCUCCUCCUUCACCCUGGCCUGUGCAAAGGCCCGGCGGUCUGAUCCCUUUCUCCUCCCAGGCCCUGACUGGGGCCGUCAGCACCGUUAAGUUCUUCCUCUCUCAGGCUUUCCUGGGUCAGCACUUCGAGGCCCUGGAGUUGCAGGGCAGCGAGCCUGAGCCCGGAGACCUCUUCCUGUUCAGGCUGAUGUCCCCCACCGGACGCUGGUGCGGGGCCCACGUGGGCGUGUAUUGCGGCCACGGAGAGAGCAUCCACUUCGAGGGCAAGAAUCCCGGCGGUCACGGGCCGCACAUGUUUCUGGGCUCUUGCGAAGGGGUUGUAUCCAAACAGGGGCAGCGCCCGCUGUUGCGCUCCCGCUCGCUGUGGCGUGUGCUGCGUAGACGCGGCGGCAUUGACCGCGCCGCGCUGGAGCGCCGCGUGCGCGAAGCCAUGGACGCGGACCCGCCUCCCUAUCACCCCACGCGCAGCAACUGCGUGCACUUUGCACUGCGUCUGCUCCGCCCAGGGCCCAGCCUGGACCUCCUACAAAGAGACCGGAGUCCCAUUUCGGUGUCAGUGGACGUGGACUUGACGGUGGACUAGGCGUGAACUCAAGCCCUCCUGGGUGGGCAUGGGGGCUUCAGAAAUGGUCAUUAAACUGUUUUCCAAAACUGA